This is a messenger RNA of Pelagomonas calceolata, 1305 nucleotides long. The record is from the annotation of a GenBank genome assembly. NCBI's taxonomy places the organism in Eukaryota, Pelagophyceae, Pelagomonadales, Pelagomonadaceae.
CAUCUUGGUGGGCUCGAAGCUCCAAUUGCAAGCUACGUCCGUCUGCUGCGUCCAAACCGUGUAGUAGAGGGUACUCAGAGCCGGAGAGGUCACUACCGAGCCACAACGCUGCGCUUUUUGGCAAAAAAAUGCGCCCGCGGCGGCCUACAGCUGCCGAGCUUGCCACGCUGCACAUCGCUACCUAGCGGCGUCAUGCGACGCGCUAGCCAGCAGAUUGCACCGGCGGAAGCCACGCGUGGUCAGCGGUGCGCACGGCGGCGCGCGUCGCGUCGCUGGUGCCGUGCUCAGAGAAAACUGAGCCCGGACGGCGCCGAUUGACCCGUCGAUGGUGGCGAGCGCCGCUGCGCCGUCGACGCGCGGUCGGCACCCGCCGCGGAGGUAUUUUUGCCCGACACACACACGGCAGACGGGUAGAUCGCGUCGCCGCAGAGAGAGAAGAGCGCCGCGGCGAGAGAACGAGCGCUCAACCGCGUUAAACACACAGUUUUCGACGACGACGAUGAAGCUCGCGGUCGCCCUCGCGUGCCUCCCGGCCGCCGCCGCGUUCGUCGCGCCGGCGGCGCCGGCCGCCGGCGUGCAGAUGUCCGAGACGAAGGCGGACCUCGAGGCGCUCGCGAAGCAGUGCAACCCCGCCGUCGGCUUCUGGGACCCGCUCGGCUGCCUGAACUUCGACUUCUGGAAGCUCGGCCAGGAGGGCACGAUCGGCUACCUCCGCCACGCGGAGAUCAAGCACGGCCGCGUGGCCAUGGCCGGCUUCUUGGGCUACUGGGCCCAGUCGACGGACUUCAUCUCCGGCCCGCACAACAACCUCCCCUACCGGGGCUACGAGCCCGGGCUCACGCCGCCGGAGCAGUGGGACGCGAUCCCGCUCAUCGGCAAGGUCCAGAUCAUCACGUUCGUCGGCAUGCUCGAGUCGUACGGCGAGCUCCUGCCGCAGCACUACACGAAGGGCGGCGUGCCGGGCUACUACCCGCCGAUCAAGGGCGCGCGGCCCGAGAUCCUGCUCAACCUCUGGGACCCCUUCAACUUCAUGGCGCGCAUGACGCCCGAGGCCAAGAAGGCGGGCCUCGUCAAGGAGAUCAACAACGGCCGGCUCGCGAUGCUCGGCAUCUUCUCGCUCAUCAGCGAGGCGCGCGUGCCGGGCUCCGUCCCGGUCUUGCCGAACGAGAUCCCCGAGUACGCGGGCAACGUCAUGAUCCCGUUCUCGGGCGACUUCUCGCUCUUCAACUAGGUUCGCAUGUCAAAACAUGUGGGCCGCCCGUCGGGGUCCGUGCGCAGGGGCGCCGCGCACCCCCUUUUAGAUUC